GUCUAUGGAGAAAGACAAGUGAUAUGAGUGUAGUUGUUAUAUGCUUGUUGUUCACUUCCAUAUUCACCAACACAGAUUCAUUAACCAACGAACAAGAAAAGGAUCGAAUCAAGGCGUUGCCAGGACAGCCGGAGGUGGCGUUUUCCCAGUUCUCCGGCUACGUUACCGUCCACAAAAAACAUGGUCGAGCUCUUUUCUACUGGUUAACUGAAGCUGCAACUCACAAUCCACUCGAGAACCCUCUUGUUCUUUGGCUCAAUGGAGGACCAGGUUGUUCAUCAAUAGCAUAUGGAGCAUCAGAAGAAAUUGGACCAUUCAGAAUUAACGAGACUGCCUCUUCCCUCUAUCUCAAUAAAUAUUCAUGGAACAAACAGGCAAAUAUUCUCUUUCUUGAAUCUCCGGCUGGUGUUGGGUUUUCGUAUACAAAUAAAAGCUCGGACCUAAGGGACUCGGGUGACAAAAGGACCGCAAGGGAUGCACUAACAUUUCUCAAAAGAUGGAUGUCAAGAUUUCCUCAAUACAGAUACAGGGAUUUCUACUUAUCUGGGGAGAGUUAUGCAGGCCAUUAUGUUCCACAAUUAGCUAAGAAAAUCCAUGAUUACAACAAGAAUCAUUCCAAUCCAUUCAUCAACCUAAAAGGGUUCAUUGUUGGAAAUGCAGUGACAGAUAUCAAGUAUGAUAAUAUUGGGACGGUGGCGUAUUGGUGGAGCCAUUCGAUUAUCUCGGAUUCAACCUACAAAUCGAUCAUGAGUUCUUGCAAAUUCACAUCAGCAAAAUACUCCCAAAAUUGCGAUGAUGCAAUCAAUUAUGCGUGGAAUUAUGAGUUCGGAGAGAUUGAUCAGUACAGCAUUUACACACCUUCUUGUAACAAAUCAUCACGUAAUCUUACUACAAACAUUAGCAGUAGAGUCAAGAACACUCUUGUACGUAUUUCUGGCUAUGACCCUUGCAUCGAGAACAACGCAGAGAAGUAUUAUAACAGGCCUGAUGUACAACAUGCAAUGCAUGCAAAUUCCACUGGGAUUUCCUACAAGUGGACUGCCUGCAGUGGUGAACUUCUAGACAACUGGAAGGAUUCAGAGUUUUCAAUGCUACCAACUUACAAGAAGUUAAUUGCAGCUGGUUACCGAAUAUGGAUGUUCAGUGGCGACACAGAUUCGGUUGUGCCAGUUACUGCCACAAGAUUUUCACUGAGCCAUCUCAAUCUCACUGUUAAAACUCGGUGGUAUCCGUGGUACUUGAAUGGCCAGGUUGGAGGAUGGACAGAAGUGUAUGAUGGAUUAACCUUUGCAACAGUUCGAGGAGCUGGUCAUGAAGUCCCUUUGUUGCAACCUCAAAGAGGGUUUCUCCUAUUUCAAUCGUUCUUGGCUGGCAAAAACUUACCAAGAUCAUGAUCAGAAGAAUAUAUAUAGAUUUAUUACUAAGAUCUUUGAAUCAACCAACAGAAAAACUUGUGGGUUCGUAAGUACAUAUAGAAAUCAUUGAUUUGUUUGAAGUUUGAUUGAUGGAAAUUGUUGUGUUCAUAAGAUUCAUUAUUAUUGACAGAUUUAUAAAGUUGAAUGUU
Messenger RNA from Cynara cardunculus var. scolymus (artichoke), 1564 nucleotides. Its product is annotated as serine carboxypeptidase 24-like. Gene Ontology annotation, molecular function: serine-type carboxypeptidase activity. Gene Ontology annotation, biological process: brassinosteroid mediated signaling pathway; proteolysis. The record is from RefSeq and is a predicted model, not a curated record. The transcript is spliced from 9 exons. The coding region runs from base 24 to 1394 and encodes 456 amino acids. Lineage: Eukaryota; Viridiplantae; Streptophyta; Magnoliopsida; Asterales; Asteraceae.